Molecule: messenger RNA, 2204 nt
Organism: Cavia porcellus (domestic guinea pig)
Lineage: Eukaryota; Metazoa; Chordata; Mammalia; Rodentia; Caviidae
Gene: Olig1
Product: oligodendrocyte transcription factor 1
Exons: 1
Coding region: 119-925 (268 amino acids)
Biological process (GO): sensory organ development; positive regulation of transcription by RNA polymerase II; axon development
Cellular component (GO): nucleus
Molecular function (GO): DNA-binding transcription factor activity, RNA polymerase II-specific; protein dimerization activity; E-box binding
Source: RefSeq, a predicted model, not a curated record
GUGCAGCUGCCAGCCAUCCACCGCCCGCGCGCAGGUCCGCGGGGAGGGGCGUCCUGCCGACCGGCCCACCCCGGGGCGUUCCUGAAGGGCGCCCGAGGCUGCCCCCACCGCCUCCUAGAUGUACUAUGCGGUUUCCCAGGCGCGCGCGAACGCGGCCCCAGUGACCAUGCUGAGGCCACAGAGGCCCGGAGAAGUGCAGCUGGGGGCCUCACUUUACGAGCUGGUGGGUUACCGGCAGCCACAUUCCUCCUCCUCCUCCUCCUCCUCUUCCACUUCCUCCUCCUCUUGCACCACGGCGCCCCUCCUCCUCCCCAAGGCUGCGCGCGAGAAGCCCGAGGCUCCCGCCGAGCCUCCCGGUACUGGUCCUGGGUCCGGCGCGCACGCGAGCGCCCGGGCCGACGCCAAGGAGGAGCAGCAACAGCAACUGCGGCGCAAGAUCAACAGCCGCGAGCGGAAGCGCAUGCAGGACCUGAACCUGGCCAUGGACGCACUGCGCGAGGUCAUCCUGCCCUACUCCGCGGCGCACUGCCAGGGCGCGCCGGGCCGCAAGCUCUCCAAGAUCGCCACGCUGCUGCUCGCCCGCAAUUACAUCCUGCUGCUGGGCAGCUCGCUGCAGGAGCUGCGCCGCGCUCUCGGCGAAGGCGCAGGGCCCGCCGCGCCGCGCCUGCUGCUGGCCGGCCUGCCUUUGCUCGCCGCCGCGCCGGGCUCGGUGCUCCUGGCCCCCGGUGCCAUGGGGCCCCCAGACGCGCUGCGCCCUGCCAAGUACCUGUCGCUGGCGCUCGAUGAGCCUCCCUGUGGCCAGUUCGCGCUCCCCGGCGGCGGGGCAGGCGGUCCCGGCCUAUGCACUUGCGCUGUGUGCAAGUUCCCGCACCUGGUCCCCGCAGGCCUGAGCCUGGCCGCGGUGCAGGCUCAGUUCUCCAAAUGAAGGCCCACCUGGGCCCGGGGAGGGACGCGACCUCGGGUCGGGCCUCCAGCCGCCCAGCUUCUUUGAGCCUCUGCGCCCUAAGUCCAGGGAGGGCGAGCCCGAGGAAGGAGAGCAUUUGGAACCAUUUCUGGACCAGAGAAAGGGAUUGUGGGGCGCCUCGUUUUCUAACCGCAGCCCUGGGAAAUGAAGGGGACCCAAGCAGCAUAUGUUCCUUGGAGCAUCAGAGCUGUUUGCGCUGUAGGUCUAUUCCUCCUGCUUAGGACAGAAAGUGAGCGCACCCCCUACUCUAACUCAGCACGCCUCUGUCCCUGUCCCUGGAGCUGUGCUCCACGCGGGGCUGGUGUAGAUUGUAGAAGGCGGUGCUGCCGCUUCGGAUCGCCCCGGGUACGGCGAGAGACCAUCCCUGAGCGCGACCUUCUCGGAGUGUCCCCUCCAGACCAAGCGUCUGCUCUCAACCUUGUUUGUGUCCACGGGCCAGGUUCUAUCAAAGGAGGCUGCCAGACCCCAGGAAACCGAGAAAAACCAGUUAUUCGGUGCGGACCGUCAGGAACGCCGCAGACGCGCAGACCCUCGGCAGCCUCUCGUUUGGCGUCCCGGUGCCGCAGAUGCGGGCAGUGACAGUCCCAGGGCCGCUGGACGUGCAGGAUUGGAAAUUCGGUCCCCUUUUAUAGCCAGGCGAUUCGAAUGCUAUUUUAAAGCAUCGAUCCUGGGGUCUUCUUAGGCAGGUUAGGAUUCAGAAUCGCCUUUCGUCUCCCCUUCCCAAAGGUAGUCUAACCAACCUUUGAGCUUAGGUCAAAACAAAAAGCAAGCACUGUUCACACCAUCGGAGCUCCGGAUUUACUAAAAUAGGUAACAAGGCAUUUCGCUGUCGCCUGUCUCGCGAAGCUGUCUAAUUAACCUCAUUAGAAGACACAGAGGAGGAGCAGCCAGAGCCCAAACAGCGUGCGCCUUGGGCGCGUUCAGCUGUGGUGGUGGCAGCGGACGACGCUUUUUUGCGCGGUCCUUCCGCGCACUUGCGGGUGCCGCACUAGCGCACCCCGCGGGGGGUCCGGGUAGCAGCCUAGCAGCUGAAGCGUACUUCGUGACGGGUCCUGAUUUGUUAAGGGCGUUAACAGAUUACCCAAGGUUAUUUUGUGAUCUUUCGGCAGUUUGCUUCGGUUUUUAUGUGGACAGUAUUUGGUUGUCCAUAGUAGCCAAAUUUAACUGGCGUUUUAUUUUACCUCUAACUGUGUUCUCCUGAGCUGUACAGAAUCAACAAAAUAAAACCUUUCAAGUCUAA